GAAUCCGGGUACCAUUUUUGUUUGCUUUUAAAUUUUCCGCGGUGUAUAUUGCUUUCUUUUCUGCAUUUGAUCAAUGUCAAAUAUUGUCAUUGGGAUUUUGUUUUGUCAAUUUGAUAGAUGGUUAUAAAGCAUAGUUUUACUUACAUAUUUAUUGUUCAAGAAAGAGUGGUCAGAGUUUCCAUUGGAGAGAGGGUGCUGGUUCGCAUAGCCACGAAUGCUGCGAGCUCAGGAUCCUCUCUCAGUUUCCCUGAGUUCCGUUAGGUGUAAGCGUUGCUUUUAACUUAUGGCGUCUAGGAACUGUGAAUGAUCCUGGAAGGAAGUGUUUCGAGGGGGAUUGUGGUAGAUUUCAGACGGUAUCAUGGGUGCUUCUUGUUGCUGUUUGCGAGAUAACUUGGAUGAUUUUGCAGAUCCUAACAGCUCGAUCUAUAGGAAUUGUUUCUGCCUGCAGUAUUUUGUCCAGAAUUUCUUCCAUGUGUAUACAUCACUUCUUCAUAGUGGAGAACACCAUGCCAUAUCUUCGUCCACCCAAGCGACAGCGUCUUUGAGCUCUAUUGCAUCGCGUGAUAACUCUCUGUCUGAAAUGUACUGUUCUCCUCCGAGACCGUUGCCUUAUGAUGCUGGGCAUAGAUAUUUCCACUUACAACAGAAUGAAUUGGUCUCGGGAAGGGAAAAGGGGUCAAGUCACGUGCCCGACUCCGAGCCAUUACAACGAAGUGAUAGUGAUGAUGAUGUGGAGUUUCCGAGUACAGGAAACAAAUGGGAUGAGUCUUGUGAAAAAAAGGGAUCAAAAGAGGAGGACUACUCUAGAUCAUCACUGAAGCCCUCAACAACCGAGCCAACAACUGGAUUUGCUCAUAUCUAUCCUUCUUCGGAUGAUGAAGAUGUCUGCCCAACAUGCCUUGAAGAAUAUGAUGAAGACAACCCAAGAAUAAUCACGAAAUGCUCUCAUCAUUACCAUCUAAGUUGCAUAUACGAGUGGAUGGAGAGAAGCGAUACUUGUCCAGUUUGUGGCAAGGUGAUGGCAUUCGACGAGAGGAUAUGAUCUUACUCGAAAGAAUUUCAAGUCAUGGAUGAAACCAGUAACUGCUAAAGAUGCAGCCCAGAAAAUGAAAGAGAAAGAAGAGAGAUUAUGUAAAGUUGCUGUAAAUAUCUGAAAAUUGUUUAUAUAAAGUCAAUGUGAAUAUUUGAAUAAUGUGUCUUGUAUAUUGAAUAUGUAUGAAAGCAAACAUUGAACAUAAAACUUAAACAACAAUAAUAUAUUUUUUGAUUUGAUCA
Messenger RNA from Ipomoea nil (Japanese morning glory), 1275 nucleotides. RefSeq names its product E3 ubiquitin-protein ligase At3g02290-like. The transcript has 5 exons. The record is from RefSeq and is a predicted model, not a curated record. Bases 359 to 1042 code for a protein of 227 amino acids. Lineage: Eukaryota; Viridiplantae; Streptophyta; Magnoliopsida; Solanales; Convolvulaceae. Gene Ontology annotation, molecular function: ubiquitin-protein transferase activity.